UUGAAGCAAACCAAGCAUGGAUUCGAAAAAUUUCUAUGAAGAAUGACCUUCACAUCAAAGAACCUUCAUCUAAAGAAUGUCUUGAUGAUGAUUAUCUACACUCACAGUUAAUUGAAAAACUGAUUCAAGAAUAUUGCCCUCAAGACGUUUUCUCUGCCAGUGCAACGGGUCUGUUCUUUAAAUGCUUGCCGAACAAAAUAAAGGAGUUUAAAGAGAAAACAUGUUCAGACGGCUCAUUGGCGGAGCAACGAUUAACUAUUGGAUUAACGACCAACAUGGAUGGCUCCCAGAAACUCCCUCUGCUGGUGAUUGGAACUGAGAAAACACCAAGUUGCUUCAGGAGUGAGAAGUCGUUUCCUGUAAUCUACCAGAGCAAUUCCAAUGCCUGGAUAACUUGGAGUUUGUUUAGAAACUGGAUUCUGGAGAUGGACAAAACAUUUCAAGAGCAGCAACGAAAUGUUCUUUUAUUUGUUAGUGACUGUACAGGUCAUGCGAAGUCGUUACAGACGGAAUUGGCUGCGAUCAAUUUGCAGUUUUUGCCAAAAGAAGAUUCUCCAUUACGGCAGCCUAUUCGAAUUUUGAAAAAAUAUUACCGACGGUCAUUGUGGAAGUUAUGGACAGAUAAUUCCGAAGAAAUAUCGGUUCAUCCGGAUAUAACGACAUUGGAUAGUAUCAACAUUCUGACUGAAGCGUGGAGUACCCGUAUCAAACCAGAAACAAUCAAUGCCUGCUUCAAAAAUGCAGGUUUUUCAUUCAGUGACGAUGAGGAGGAUCCCUUAGCUAUUUAUGAUGUGAAUACGCGCGAUUCAGAAAUCGAGUAUGAAUCAUCCACUUUGUUUACUGAGUAUUGUGCAGUGGACAAACUUGUUACAUACUCUGGCCGUAUGGAAGAUGCAGAUUUCGUAGAUUCGUCGCAAGGAAGUCUCCAAACAUACGAUCUAUCCGAUCGUCGUAAAACAGUCAUUCAAACAGACGAUCAGAAAUUUGUUCCAUCCAAAGGCUGUUCUCAGUCAUUAAACCCAGUGGUACAUUCAACACGAUCAAAAGGAAAUUCUCGCAGAAAACGUAUUCGUAAAUGUUUCAUUAGUAAGUUGGACCUUGCUUUGAUACUUUACAUCCGUAGCAGCAGGGACAACCGCGUUUGGAUAUCACGGAAACAGGUAAGGCGAAAAGCCCUGGAAUACGCAGAAUAUUUAGGAAUUGACAACUUCAAAGCAAGCCACGGGUGGAGUAAGUGCUUUUUCAAAAGAUGUAAUAUAAACUUUGAUAAACUACCAGAUGAAAAUGAUAGCCAAGAAGACGACAGCAUAGAGUCCAUAUCGCGGCUUGUGUGGCAAUACAAUAUAAGCGACGUUUUUAGCGGGGUCGAGACGGGCCUAUUUUACAAAUGCUUACCCAACGAAAGCAAACAUUUUCAUGGUAGAAGAUGCAAAGACGGAAAUCUUCCCGAACAACGUUUAACAAUCAUGUGCAUAACUAACAUGAAUGGCUCAGAAAAAUUACCGCUUCUCGUGGUCGGAAACGACAAAAGCGUCAAAUGCUUCAGUGAUGUCGACUUGUUGCCCGUAAUCUACCGGUGCAAUUCAAAAUCUUGGAUGACCUGGGUUCUAUUCCGAGAUUGGAUGCUAAUCCUUGAUAGGAAGUUUGCGGCAGAGCAACGGAAUGUACUGCUAUUCGUCGAGGAGAGUAGCAUACAUCCAAAGUCACUACAAGCGGAACUGAAAGCGAUAAACCUGCAUUUUUUGCCAGCAAAUAAUUCUGCGCUCAGAUUACCAAUCAAAUUCGAUGUUAUUCAACUUCUCAAAAAGCAUUAUCGUCAGAAGCUAACGAAGUUUGUGGCACAACGAAAUGGAAACGAAACGCCUUCUUCGGAGCCUACUGUGACGGAUUCGAUCAGUGUUCUUCAACACGUUUGGAACAAUCUUCCAUCUAAAACAAUUCAAAAUAGUUUCAAAGUAGCUGGAUUUCCCAUCAAUGACGAGGAUCCCUUAGCCGGUUUAUCGGAUGUCAACGAAACUGAUACUAGCGGAUCAGAAAACGAUUCUAGUUCGGUUAAGUUAUCUACAGAAGUGAACGAAGUGGACUAUAAUCUGCGGACUCACGGGCCUAUAAGUGAGUCAGAUAUUUUAGAGGGUGUUCAACAAAACGCAAAUUAAGAGCCAAAAGAGAAUUACCUAAUAUUAAAU
Messenger RNA from Anopheles bellator, 2186 nucleotides. RefSeq names its product tigger transposable element-derived protein 4-like. The record is from RefSeq and is a predicted model, not a curated record. The transcript is spliced from 3 exons. Gene Ontology annotation, molecular function: DNA binding. Lineage: Eukaryota; Metazoa; Arthropoda; Insecta; Diptera; Culicidae. Bases 36 to 2156 code for a protein of 706 amino acids. Gene Ontology annotation, cellular component: nucleus.